ACAGCAGAUAUUAACAGCUCAGAAGUGGAAGUCCUCUACUUACAGAAUGUCACCAUGGAGGAUGCUGGUGAAUACACCUGUCUGGCUGGAAAUUCUAUCGGCUUGUCCUACCAAUCCGCCUGGCUUACCGUGCUUCCAGAUGAAGAAGAAGUUGAAGAAGCAUAUGCUCCUGAAAUCAAAUACACUGAUAUAAUUAUCUACACUUCAGGGUCUUUAGCUAUUGUUAUGGCUAUUGUCAUUGUUGUCUUAUGCCGCAUGCAAAGUCAGUCAAGCAAGCAACCUCUAGAACCAAUCGCUGUGCACAAACUCUCCAAAUUUCCUCUGAUCCGACAGUUCUCCUUGGAAUCGAGCUCCUCAGGGAAGUCCACAACGUCACUAAUGCGUGUUACUCGCCUCUCCUCAAGCUGUACUCCCAUGCUAGCUGGAGUGAUGGAAGUGGAAUUGCCAUUGGACUCCAAGUGGGAAUUCCCACGAGACAGGCUGGUGCUAGGCAAGCCCUUAGGUGAGGGCUGUUUCGGGCAGGUGGUGAGAGCAGAAGCCUAUGGGAUUGAUCCUGAACGUCCAGAACGGCCUCUCACUGUGGCUGUCAAAAUGCUGAAAGAUAAUGCUACAGAUAAAGACCUGGCUGACCUCAUCUCAGAAAUGGAGAUGAUGAAACGAAUGGACCAACACAAGAAUAUCAUAAACCUAUUGGGUGUCUGUACCCAAGAUGGUCCUCUCUAUGUGAUUGUGGAGUUUGCUGCCAAGGGGAAUUUGCGAGAGUAUCUGCGAGCUCGCCGACCUCCGACACCUGAUUACACAUUUGACAUUACCAAGAUGCCAGAGGAGCAGCUUUCCUUCAAAGACUUGGUUUCUUGUGUUUACCAGGUGGCCCGUGGCAUGGAGUAUCUGGAGUCCAAGAGGUGCAUUCAUCGGGACCUGGCCGCUCGCAAUGUUCUUGUUACUGAAGAGAAUGUGAUGAAAAUUGCUGAUUUUGGUUUGGCCCGUGGAGUUCAUGACAUAGACUACUAUAAGAAAACCAGCAAUGGUCGCUUACCUGUAAAAUGGAUGGCACCAGAAGCUCUGUUUGACAGAGUGUAUACACACCAAAGUGAUGUGUGGUCCUUUGGUAUUCUCAUGUGGGAAAUUUUUACAUUGGGUGGCUCCCCCUAUCCUGGCAUCCCAGUGGAAGAACUUUUCAAACUCCUGAAAGAAGGUCACCGAAUGGACAAGCCCUCCAACUGCACCCAUGAACUGUACAUGAUGAUGAGAGAGUGCUGGCAUGCUGUACCUUCCCAACGACCCACCUUUAAGCAGUUAGUGGAGGGAUUGGAUAAAGUCCUGGUUGCUGUCUCGGAGGAGUAUCUGGACCUGUCAAUGCCUUUUGAACAGUAUUCCCCAUCCUGUGAAGACACAACCAGCACCUGUUCCUCUGAUGAUUCAGUCUUCACUCAUGAUCCUUUGCCAAUCACCCCUUGCCUUUUUCCUUAUCAUAAUGUAAGGACAUGAAGAGAGAGACAGGCCGUGGACACUAGGGAAGGUGGCAUUUUGGGGAUUCCCCCCCCCCCCUCCAUUCCUAAAGGAUUACCUAAUUUGAGAACCGAAGUUCUCAGAAUGUCCCUGGUGGAAGAAACUGCCUGGAGCUAUAUUAGCCAGAACUAAAAGUCGCAUCAAGCUUCUGGAAUCUGCUGGACAUCUGCUGCCCAAAGUUCACCAACAAGGACCAGAUGGUUUCCUUACAUCUGUCUGCCGAUGCUCCGAGCACUAAUACUGAUGCUUCAAUACCUUGUAAUCUCAGGUCCCCUCAAAGCUGUUGUUCUAGCUGAGCCUUCAGUGCAGCUAGCUGACUGAAGACAAGUAAGACCAGUUUAAUAGGAAGUAACUUAGUCCUGAAAAGAAGGACACUCUCUAACGGCAGGAGCUCUUGGGAGCAUCACAGGGUAUCCUGCUUAUUUUUCUGAUACCAUUCCCAAUUUAAUUAUACUUUAAAGAGACUUCAUGAUUUUGGCAGGAGUCAGCCAGCCAGCUUUCUCAGGCUGUCCCAUCCUUAUCUGGACAUACAAUCCCAAGGAUGUCCUAUCUGGGACACGGACCUUUCCUUCUGGCUCCUGAUGUCCUCUGUACAUAACCCUAGAGAUAAAUAUUUAUGUACAUAUCACUUCUAAUGCACAUGAAUGACCCACACCCAUAAAUUAUUUUUUUGGAGUAGAA
Thamnophis sirtalis is the source of this 2190-nucleotide messenger RNA. The record is from RefSeq and is a predicted model, not a curated record. NCBI's taxonomy places the organism in Eukaryota, Metazoa, Chordata, Lepidosauria, Squamata, Natricidae.